Candida tropicalis MYA-3404 is the source of this 1263-nucleotide messenger RNA. RefSeq names its product lysophosphatidylcholine acyltransferase (gene TAZ1). Lineage: Eukaryota; Fungi; Ascomycota; Pichiomycetes; Serinales; Debaryomycetaceae. The record is from RefSeq and is a predicted model, not a curated record. Gene Ontology annotation, molecular function: 1-acylglycerophosphocholine O-acyltransferase activity. Bases 1 to 1263 code for a protein of 420 amino acids. Gene Ontology annotation, biological process: cardiolipin acyl-chain remodeling; inner mitochondrial membrane organization. Gene Ontology annotation, cellular component: mitochondrial membrane. The transcript has a single exon.
AUGUCAUUUCAAGAUGUGUUGACUAGAGGGGAUGAUUUUCUUAAUGAUUAUCCCAGAACUCAUCCAUUAUGGAAUUUAGCAUCACAUGCUACUUGUUUAUUCAUGAUUACUGGAUCGAAAAUUGUUUUAAAUACUAUGUAUAAACCAUAUUUACAUAAUAUAGAGAAAUUAGAUUAUGCUUUAACCAAAGCAAGAUUAGAAAAUAGAAGUUUAUUAACAGUUAUGAAUCAUAUGUCCGUUGUUGAUGAUCCAGCAUUUUAUGCUGCAUUACCUUGGAGAUAUCAUUUAGAUGUUGAUACUAUUAGAUGGGGAUUUGGAGCUCAUAAUGUUUGUUUUAGUACUACUAUACAAAGUUGGUUUUUCAAUCUAGGUAAAAUCUUGGGUACUAAAAGGUUUGGUGAGGGCCCAUUUCAAGGUUCAAUAGAUGCAGCAAUCAGAAUAUUAAGUCCUGAUGAUACUUUAGAUCUUGAAUUCACACCAGGAGUUAAAGAAGAAGAAAAACCUUUAUUAUUACAAACAGUUAAUAAUAUUGGGGAUGCACGAACUAGUACUGAUUUAGUUAAAUUUAUUAAACCGACCCCUGAAUCAACUAAUGUGUUAUUAAGAAAAAACCCAUUUAUUAGAACUAAAACAUCAUGGUUUCAUGUUUUCCCUGAAGGGUUUGUAUUACAAUUACAAGAACCACAUCAUAAUUCAAUGAGAUAUUUUAAAUGGGGGGUUUCGAGACUUAUACUUGAAAGUACUAGAACCCCAAUAGUUGUUCCAUUAUUUUCAUUUGGUUUUGAAAAAGUUGCCCCUGAAGAUAAAUCUGACGUUGGAUUUAAAAGAUGGUUGCCAUCUAAUUUCGGAGCUGAAAUUCAUAUUUGUGUUGGAGAUCCAAUUAAGGAUGAAGUUUUAGAAGAUUAUCGAGAACAAUGGAGAAAAUUAGUCAAGAAAUAUAUAAAUAAAUCAAAUCCAACUGAUCUUUCUGAUGAAUUAAAGCAUGGUAAAAAAGCUCAGAAAUUAAGAUCUGAUUUAGCUGCUUAUCUUAGAGAAAGAGUCGUUGAAAUUAGAAAUCAAACAGGUAUGUUUGAUCCUGAAGAUAAAAGAUUUAAGGAUCCACAUUUUUGGAAACUUUUCACAAAUACUGAAGGAUUAAGUGAACCAAAUGUUAAGUUUGUGGGUAAGAAUUGGGCUAUUAAAAGAUUACAAUCCCAUUUACCAGAAUACAGACCAGAUGAUGAUAAUGAUAUGAACGAAACUAAUGAUGUCAAAAAAACAUAA